UCCAGUCAGGUGGAAUCCAGUCGGUGUCCUCGGAGAAAACGAACAGACUGUGCUGUAAAUGUUCAUAAAAAUUGCAAGACAUUACUUCCUGAAUGCACCAGUAGCAAGUCAAAGAGGGAAAGUUACAAGGCCGCAGCAUCUUCCCACAUAUCUUCAUUUUAUCAACAAGCAACAUUGAAGGAUCACCCUCGCAUUGCUAUUGUAGGUCUAGAUGGGGCUCAUGUGCAGGGACGGGGGCUCGGAAUGACUGUCACCAAUAGAGGAAAUUCAAGAGUGGAAAUACAAGCAACGGCAGGCAGCAGAACCAGUUCCGCCGCAGCAGAUAUGGAUGAUUUGGACUCGCCUUUUAGCAAACUAAAGAUAUUCACGGAAGACAAUUUGUCUUUGGCCCCCUCAAGUACAGAGUCUUUAUUUGUAGAAGAUGCUUUUUUUUCGUCUGUGAGAUCUGAAUUAGAAGCGGAUGCUGUUGAACUUGAGGCUGAGUCUUGGAGCAGUGCAGUUGAACCUCCGUUUGCCAAGAAACAGAAGAAAGAGGUUAUCAAGAGGCAGGAUGUUAUUUAUGAACUAAUGCAAACAGAGAUGCACCAUGUUCGGACACUGAAAAUAAUGUUGAAAGUUUAUUGCCGAGCACUUAGAGAAGAACUGCAUUGGAAUAAAGAAGUCAAUCAACUUUUGCCCUGUCUGGAUGAACUCCUGGAACUGCAUGGGCAGUUCUUGACUCGAUUUAAGGAGAGGCGCAAAGAAUCCUUAGAAGAGGGUAGUGAUCGGAACUACAUCAUUCAGAAGAUUGGAGAUAUUCUUGUACAACAGUUCUCAGCUGACACUGGUGAAAGGAUGAAGAACAAAUAUGGUAUCUUUUGUAGCCAGCAUAACAGAGCAGUCAGCCACUACAAGUUCCUGAUGAGAGAGAAUAAGAAGUUUCAGAACCUCAUGAAGAAAAUGGGUAACUCUUCGAUUGUAAGGCGCCUGGGAGUCCCUGAGUGUAUACUCUUGGUUACACAGAGGAUUACAAAAUAUCCAGUCCUUGUAGAGAGGAUAAUUCAAAACACAGAAGAAGGGACUGAAGACUAUGAAGCAUUAACUCAGGCCCUUACACUCAUAAAAGAAACCAUAACAGAAGUAGACUUUCGUAUUCAUAAGAGUGAGAAGGGACAACGUCUGGAUGAAAUCAUAGCCAAAAUGGAGCCAAAAUCCUCUGGUAAAUUCAAAAAUGGGAUGACAUUUAGGAGGCAAGACAUGGAGAACCGGCAACUUCUUCAUGAUGGCUUGCUAUAUUGGAAGACUGCUUCAGGAAGAUUGAAAGAUAUCUUGGCCGUUUUAUUGACAGACGUACUGCUUCUGCUUCAAGAAAAGGAUCAAAAGUAUAUAUUUUCUUCUGUGGAUGCCAAACCUCCUGUUAUUUCAUUACAAAAGCUGAUAGUCCGAGAGGUGGCUAAUGAAGAAAAAGCCAUGUUCUUGAUAAGUGCUUCAAUGAAAGGCCCAGAGAUGUAUGAAAUUCAUACUGCCUCCAAGGAGGAGAGGAAUACCUGGAUGACACUGAUUCGUGGUGCUGUGGAGAGUUGCCCAGAUGAAGAAGAAAUAACAAAUGAAGCCGAUAUUGAGCGAAAACAGGCGUACGAGCGUGCUGCUAAAAUUAGGGACUUUCAAGAGCGUCUGACUAUAAAGGAUACAUAUAUAAUGCAAACUUUGAGUGAAAAGUUACAACUUUACAUAGACAUGGGUGAGCUAUACGGUUUCGAUGAUUCUUCUCAAGGAUCCAAGAUGAGACUUCUUGUUGGAUCUGAUAGUUCAGACAACUUACAAGGAGAAAGCACACUCCACUCUGCAAUAGGAGAAGCUGAAAAGAUCCAUUCCAUGCUAUUAAGUCUCUUCUUCAAUUCACACGAUGAUACAAGCACAGGUGUUAGUGCUUUGCCAAGACGAUCAGAGACCUUUGGAGGCUAUGAAAGCUCUGGACAUUCAAAAAGUGGCAGCUUUAAACAGAGGGUCAAAGAUCGACGUACAACAUCCACUAGCUCAGAAAGCCACAUUCAAGAUCUUGUGUAUAGUGAGUCUGAAAUAUCAGUCCUGGAAAACAACAAUCCUUCUUCUAGUCAAGAAUCUGAGCUCAUCAGCAAGAUGCAGACACUAUUGCAGCUACUGUAUAGUCUACAGUCAAUAGUAACACAACAAGACAGCUACUUUGAGGUGCAGAGAGAACGUGAGAAACAGCUGGGACAGCUGUCAUCAAAGGGUAACUGGUUGUUGGAGCAGGAGAAGCAACGUAAUUUUGAAAAGCAAAGGGAGGAGUUGGCCAAUGUACAAAAACAGCAGGAGCAAUUGAAACAAGAAAAGCAUCGAUGGGAUCGUGAAAGGACUAAGCGACAAAAAGAGGUGGAGGCUGCCGAUAUGGGGCUACAGCAAAGAGAGGAGGCUUCUCGGAUAGAAAGAGAGAGGUUAGACCAGGAGCGGUCAGAGCUAGAGAAACAAAGGCAAGCUUACCAGCAUGAUUUGGAGAGGUUGCGCGAGGCACAAAGAGCAGUCGAGAAGGACAGAGAGCGCUUGGAGCAGUUGAAGAAGAUAAAAAAAACAAGUGUUAGUGCUGGAUCCUUUUCACCAGACGUGGUCCAAGUAACUUUGGGUGUAACACAUUCAGCAAGCUUUAAUGGUGAAGGAAUGCAGAGCCUAGAAGGGGCUGGUCAGCAUGUCCUUAAAACUUUAGCCAAAACAAGUGCAUCUGUAUCUGCAGCUGAUUACCUGGAGAGACCUGAAGUCAUGCGUCGGGAUAGUUGUUCCACUGACACAAGACCAGCAUUGAAAAAUGAUGUGCCCAUCCAUUUGUUGAGUGCCACUAACCAGAUCCAAAAGCAAGCAUUACCUACAAAACAGCAGAUUCCUACUAAACUGGCUGCCCUGAGCAAAAGUGGAAAGGAAAAAGCUGGCAGAGGAAAAGCCUCACAUCGUACAGAUAGUUCAGCAUCUAUAGAUCACAGGCCACUGUUCCCAUCAAAGCUCUCUGGAAAGGAAGACAGUACAGUGAGGAGCAGACGAUCAGCAAGUCCUAGUCUCACAAAUAGUCUUAUAACAUUCUUUCCCCAAGACCCGCCAGGACAAGGAGAUCCCAUCACUGAGACUCCACCAUAUCAUUCAAGUCUCUACCGGCAAAGCAGUGCUCACUUACUGACACCCUCCAUUCCUCCUCCACCACCUCCUGCACCAGAUACUGGUGAAGAUACAAACAAAGAAGAUGUUAUAUUUUUUUAGCUCCGUCACUGAUUUUUAUACACUUUUCAUGGCACUGACCGAAAUAUUGUGGAUCAAUGCUUUUACCACUAAGGCCUUUUUAUGAAGUUUUAAAUGAUUAGGUUGAUUAAAUGGAGUCUGUACAAGUAACAGUUUUUAAAAUGUUGAGUUGUUCAGUCCAAAGAAUAAUGAAGGGACAUUCACUAGUAGAUUUGCCAAAUGCAAUAUUGGUCUUUGAGACUUUUUUUUUUUCUGUUAACUAUGUAGGUGUCUGACCUGAUAUCUCUGUUCCUGAAUGUUCCAAGUGCAAUUGAAAUGACGUCAAAGGGUAAUGGUGCAUCUAUGUCAAAUUAAAGCAUCGCCUGCUGGACAGGACUGCUUAAAAUGUAGGUUAAUAUGUCCUAUGCUUGUUAUGUUAUUCCACAAACAUUUCCUGGUAUUCCCAACAGCCUGUC
Messenger RNA from Nanorana parkeri, 3677 nucleotides. It is a transcript of the gene ARHGEF18, whose product is annotated as Rho/Rac guanine nucleotide exchange factor 18. The coding region runs from base 244 to 3243 and encodes 999 amino acids. Lineage: Eukaryota; Metazoa; Chordata; Amphibia; Anura; Dicroglossidae. The record is from RefSeq and is a predicted model, not a curated record. Gene Ontology annotation, biological process: small GTPase-mediated signal transduction. Gene Ontology annotation, molecular function: guanyl-nucleotide exchange factor activity. The transcript is spliced from 22 exons.